Molecule: messenger RNA, 858 nt
Organism: Boleophthalmus pectinirostris (great blue-spotted mudskipper)
Lineage: Eukaryota; Metazoa; Chordata; Actinopteri; Gobiiformes; Gobiidae
Gene: mymk
Product: myomaker, myoblast fusion factor
Exons: 6
Coding region: 1-858 (285 amino acids)
Cellular component (GO): plasma membrane
Source: RefSeq, a predicted model, not a curated record
AUGGGCGCGUUCAUUGCCAAACUGCUGCUGCCCACGGUGAGCAGCCUGGUGUUCCUGCCCACGGCCAGCGUCGCAGCCAAACGCGGCUUCCACCUGGAGGCCAUGGUCUACUUCUUCACCAUGUUCUUCACCACGAUCUUCCACGCCUGUGAUGGUCCAGGUUUGUCCGUCAUCUGCUUCAUGAGGUUCGAGGUCCUUCAGUACUUCAGCGUCUACGGCGUCGCUCUGUCCAUGUGGGUCACGCUCAUCGCUCUGGGGGAGUUCGAGGAGCCGCAGCGUUCCAGCAUCACCAUGUUUGGAGUCCUGACCAUCGCCGUGCGCGUUUACCAGGACCGGCACGGCUACGGCGUCUACUCCGGACCAAUCGGAUCGGCCGUGUUCAUCCUCACCGUCAAAUGGUUGCAGCAGAUGAGGCGGAGGCGCUCGCUGUUUCCACAGAAGAGCGUUUACACUCAGCAGGUGGGUCCAGGCUGCUGCUUCGGAGCUUUGGGCCUCAUGCUGCGCUUCUACUUCCAGGAGUGGGACUACGCCUACGUGCACAGCUUCUACCACCUCUGUUUGGCCGUUUCCUUCGUGCUGCUGUUACCGAAGAAGAAUCGUUUUGCGGUGGAGGGACAGAGCGGCGCGAGACUCUCCUGGUGCACGCUCUGCUGCUGCACUAUGUCCCCGGGUUCGACGAAAGAGAAAACCGAGAAGAUCCAAAAGAUGAAGAAGAGUCGAACGGUUUGGACGGUUCCCCUGAGGAAGAAAGACGGGGACACGCCCAUUCUGCCGCUGUUCCAGGCCCCUCCCCCUGCUCCUCCCACCACCAAGGGAACCAACAUCAGCCGCCUCAAGGAGCUCAACGGGUGGAAGUGA